CUGAAAUAUAAUUUUACCUGAAAAUCUUCACCAAAUUGAGAAUGACUUAAAUUUUCAAAUGGGGAAUCAUCCAAAAAAGAUAAACUGUCAGAUGGAGUGAAAAUAUCCUGAUCCAUAAUAAAAAAUGGUUGAAGAAGUCCUCGUAUAUUCUCGAAAGUCGCUCUAUUUUACAAUGGGACAAAUAUAAUAUCUUGUAUACAUCACACGACAGAAAUAAAAUUCAUAGCCUUAAUGAUACCAAAGAAUUCAAGCAUCAUGCUCAAAAUUCUUCAAAUCUCGCAAAAAUAAAAUACAAACGUAUCAAUUAUACCGACCCGGAGGUUUGUGGUGAAGUUUGUGAUCUUAAUAUUCACGGGUACCCCACAAAAUUUUGGCCUUUCAUCAUAAAAAAUAUCGAUUGCCCCUUAAUGAUGAAAAAAUUAACCAAAACAAUUAAAACAGAAUGGCCACCGCCUAAACAACCACCCAUUGAAAUGUACGAUGAUUUUACGAUGUUUGGCAGGAUGCCCUUAGAUAAAAAUUUAUGGUAUUUUCAAGAAAAAUAUUUAGGUAAUAUGAAAUCGACACCUAUCACGAAAGAAGAAAUACAAUUUAAAAUUACAGCCAGGGCCCUAAGAUGGAAAAUGUCAACGUAUGGAAUAGUCGAAGAAGAUCUUUUACAAGCGGCUUUAAUUAAAUAUUCGCAAGGGGUGCAAGAUAAAAUAGGACUGGAUUUCGGUAGCAGUGACCCUUGGAUUACAUCGAUAGCUCUGCUGAAUGGGGCUUCUAAAAUGUAUAUGUUUGAUUACAUAAAGACCGUUUCAUUAGAUGAUGAGAUAGAAACGUUGACACAGCUUCAAUUAUAUCGUAUCUGGCAUCAACAAUUGACAAUUAUGGACGAAAAUAAAUUACGUGAAUCAAGUUUAACUCGGAGUAAAAAGGGCAGGAAAAAUCAUUCGCUUAUGUUUGAUUUUGCAAUAUCAUUUUCGUCAAUCGAACAUUCGGGGCUAGGAAGAUUUGGUGAUCCCUUGAAUCCAUAUGGAGAUUUAGAAGCGAUGGCUCAAAUGUGGUGUGUAAUGAAACCAGGAGCAAUUUUAUUUCUCAAUGUACCCUUCCAUCAAAAUGGUUCGAGUUUAGUGUGGAAUGCUCAUAGAAUAUAUGGUUACAAUCGAUUACAACAUUUAACCGCUAAUUGGAAAAUUUUACAGGAAUUCAAUUCUUGUCAGUUGACAAAUGGCCUUAUGUGUGAUGGGGGAUUUGCUGUCUUGUGGGUAUUAGAGAGAGUUUAAACAAUUCGUCUUUAGUCCUAUAUGAAUUAGGUCAAAAUAUUUAUAAAAAAACCUGUCCUAUUUUUUAUAGAAA
This is a messenger RNA of Gordionus sp. m RMFG-2023, 1341 nucleotides long. RefSeq lists its product as uncharacterized. The record is from RefSeq and is a predicted model, not a curated record. The transcript is spliced from 2 exons. Lineage: Eukaryota; Metazoa; Nematomorpha; Gordioida; Chordodea; Parachordodidae. Bases 408 to 1268 code for a protein of 286 amino acids.